This is a messenger RNA of Bombyx mori (domestic silkworm), 4893 nucleotides long. RefSeq names its product putative ATP-dependent RNA helicase DHX57. Gene Ontology annotation, molecular function: ATP binding; RNA binding; metal ion binding. Lineage: Eukaryota; Metazoa; Arthropoda; Insecta; Lepidoptera; Bombycidae. The coding region runs from base 126 to 3917 and encodes 1263 amino acids. Gene Ontology annotation, cellular component: intracellular anatomical structure. The transcript has 18 exons. The record is from RefSeq and is a predicted model, not a curated record.
UAUGACGUAAAGCCGCAAGUUGUAUUAUGACUCAAUAGAAGGUUUGAAAUUUUCGAUAAACCUCUCGCAAGAUCCUUAAAUUAGAUACAUUUAUAUUUAGACCGAUAUUUUAUUUACAUCGCAACAUGGAUAAUCAAAGUAAACAAUUAGCUGAAGACUUUUUCUUAAGAGAGCCUGUAGACGCCCGCAUCAGAAAAGUCAAAGAUGAGCCCAAAGAAGAAUCACACCCGACUCUCAAAGUUGAAAUGCAAACAAUUCGUUUGAAUCCGGACUCACAGAAGAUAAUAUUAGAUACAUUGAGGUAUAUCCAUGGUUCUGAAUUCAAAUUGGGCAGUGCUAGUCUUUACAAGGAUAAAGGUUCAAAUCUGGGAAACAGGUAUUGGAUGGAAAGAGGCAAUUUAGUUGUCCAAGGAGGAUGUGACUAUUCUCUUAACAUGAAACCUGAUAUACAGAGCUCAGAAGCUAGACUUAGAUCUUUUGCUUUAUCAAAAUUAGAAAAAUACCACUUCCAUAAAGCACAUUGUGCAGAAGCCUUAGAGAUAGCAGCAGAAAGUGUAGAAAAGUCCUUAGAGAUUUUAUUUUAUAAAUAUUUUAAGAUAGACCCAGAGGAUAAACCGGAAAAUGCCCUCUCAAAUUCAGAGUUAGAAGAGAUGAGAAUGGAUGAAAAAGCAGUAUUAGAAUCAAUAUAUGAUACCAGUUUCAAAACGAAAGAUGCAGAUGUAUGGGUUGUCAAAUUAGAUCUAGACUACUUAACAAAGCUAUACGCAAAUAAAGUUGAUGCACCGAAAAAGAAAACAAACAUAAAUUACAAUAAUAAAGGGAAACCAAAAGAGAUGUGUAAACUUAUUUUAAAGGGACACUGUAGAUUUGGUGAUAAAUGUAAGUUUUCGCAUGAAAUUAAUACAGAGAAAACUCAGCCCGAUACAGAAAACACUGGAACUCAGAAAAUUACGUAUGAAUUAGAAGUAAGGUUUCCGAAAGACACACUGUAUCCUUAUCAACCCCCAUUAUUGUUUUUCAAAACGGAAAACCGUACUGAUACCAUACCUGAUUUAACUUGUUUGAAAAUAACAUGUAGACUUGUAGACGAGGCGAAAAUUCUUGCACAAGAUGGAGUACCAAGUAUAUAUUCCAUUGUGGAAUUGCUACAAAAUGAAGAAGAUAUCAUAAAUUUUAUAAAAUUUGAUACAAGAUCAUUUUUAGAACCUUCAGAAGCUCUAUUUCCACAAUUAAUAGAGGACGAAGGUAAACAUGAGGUUAAACCAAGUCAUUACAAAAAAGGUGUUAUCAAAGACAUAAGGAAUAACAUAAAUUUUGAAGAAGUUUUGAGAGAAAAUAAAGAAAUAGCUAAGAGAUGGUUAGAAAAGAGGGAAAAUAAUAGGUACAACAAAAUGAUGUCAGAUAGAAGAAAAUUGCCUGCUUGGCAGAAGAAGAAUGAUAUAUUGAAUGCUUUGAAAAAAUCACAGAUAGUAGUGAUCAGCGGUGAGACCGGUUGUGGUAAAAGCACACAAGUACCUCAGUACAUACUGGAUGACUGGUUGAAUAAUUUCUCCAAAGAUGGUCCUGAACAUGUCGAGAUAAUCUGUACUCAACCGAGAAGAAUAUCUGCUAUUGGCGUGGCAGACAGGGUUGCUGAUGAACGCGUGGAGAAAACUGGCCAAGUUGUUGGAUAUCAGAUUCGACUGGAGAGCAAAAUUUCUUCAAAAACUCGCCUAACAUUCUGUACGACUGGGAUCCUGCUCCGUAGGUUAGAAUACGAUCCUCAGUUGAAGUCGGUAACACAUAUCUUAGUCGAUGAAGUGCACGAGAGAUCCGAAGAGAGUGACUUUCUUUUGUUAAUAUUAAGAGAUCUGGUCAAAGUCCGGAAGGACCUGAAUGUAAUAUUGAUGAGUGCAACACUGAAUGCUGAUCUGUUCUCGGAUUACUUUGGAAAUGUUCCAGUAUUAGAGAUCCCAGGUAGGACAUUCCCUGUUGAACAAUUCUUCUUAGAAGAAAUUAUGGAUAUGACGAAUUAUGUGUUAGAGGAGAAUGGACAGUAUUCUCGUAAAGUUAAAAAGGGUGAUAAAGAGAGGCGAAUAGAUCUGGAAACUGAAUUGGAAACUUGCGACGUAAGAGCCGAUUCGACCGAAGCCCCUAAACUAUCGAUACGAGAUGAAAAUCUGACUAUAGGACAGAUGAUAGCAAGAUAUCCGAAAUGCUCCAAAAUAACGUGCAAGAAUAUGUACCUCAUGGACACUGAAAAGAUAAAUUCAGAAUUAGUCGAGCAUGUACUUAAUUACAUAGUAAAUGGUGACCAUAAAUGGCCAAGAGAGGGCGCUAUACUAAUAUUUCUACCUGGGAUUCAAGAGAUUAUGUCUCUAUACGAUCAGCUCGUUGAUAGCCACACAUUCAGUCCGAAAACAGGUAAAUACAUGUUAGUUCCGCUACAUUCGACUUUGUCAAGCGAGGAACAAGCUCAAGUGUUCAAGAAGCCGCGGGAGGGCGUCAGGAAAAUUGUACUGUCCACGAACAUCGCUGAGACGUCGGUGACCAUCGACGAUUGCGUGUUCGUCGUGGACUGCGGACGGAUGAAGGAAAAGAGGUUCGAUUCGAAUCGCAACAUGGAAUCGUUAGACCUGGUGUGGGUGUCGAGAGCGAAUGCGAAACAGCGGAAAGGUCGCGCCGGACGCGUCAUGCCCGGAGUCUGCGUGCAUCUGUACACGUCUCACAGAUACCACCACCACCUGUUGGAGCAGCCCGUACCGGAGAUACACAGGGUGCCGCUAGAGCAGCUGGUGUUGAAAAUAAAGAUACUGCCGCUGUUCAAAGACAUGAGCACCCAUGAAGUCUUAGGCAAAACUAUAGAACCGCCCAUGAAGCAGAAUGUAGAUGGCGCUCUCUGUCGCUUACAAGAUGUCGGAGCUUUAGACAAAGCUUUCGUUCUGACCGCGCUCGGGAAACACUUGGCAGCCCUACCGGUGGAUGUGCGGAUCGGAAAGCUUAUGUUGUUCGGUGCUAUAUUCUGUUGUGUCGACUCAGCGUUAACUAUGGCUGCGUUUUUGAGCCAUAAAAGUCCUUUCGUUGCGCCCUUUGGUAAGAAGGGAGAAGCGGAUGCUAAAAGGAGAGAAUUCGCGUGCUCAAACAGCGAUCAAUUAACUACAUUAAAAGCAUACAGGAAAUGGCAACAGGCCAUGAAAUCGAGUACCUACGCAGCCUUGGUGUUCGCAAACGAGAACUUCUUGUCGCACAAAACUCUUUUGAUGUUGGCCGACAUCAAACAUCAACUUCUGGGCUUGUUGGCGUCUAUAGGAUUCGUGCCUGACAUGCCUGCUCUCAGGAAGAAAAUGCGAAAGGAUUCCGUCGCCAGUUUGACCGGAGACGAACUCAAUACAAACGGUAACAAUGAUAAGUUAUUAGCGGCCAUUUUGUGCGCAGCCUUGUAUCCGAACGUGGUGAAAGUCCUGACGCCGGAGAAGUCCUUCCACAUGCAAGCCGGCGGCGCCAUACCUCGCCAGCCGAACCCUGAGGAGUUGAAGUUCAAAACGAAAUCCGACGGUUUCGUGGCCCUACACCCUUCGUCGGUCAAUUCUACAGUGGGAUACUUCGCGAGCCCUUACUUAGUCUACCAGGAGAAGGUGAAGACAUCGAGGGUCUUCAUACGGGAGUGCUCUAUGGUGCCUCUACUACCGUUGGUGCUGUUUUCUGGAUGUAGUCUUGGGAUCGAACUUCACAACGGUACUUUUAUAGUGUCCCUCGAAGACGGCUGGAUCAUGUUUCAAGUUGAAAAACACGAGGUCGCGGAAAUGCUGAAAACGAUUCGAGUCGAACUAAUAAAUCUUCUAGAAGAGAAAAUAAACGAUCCCUCAUUGAAUUUGUUGCACUACGAAAAGGGGAAUCGUAUAAUAAAGACUAUAGUUCAAGUCGUUACCAAAGACUAGACUCGGGUACGUUUUGUUUUAGUUACAACACUAGCGAGAUCAUAACGUUGUUUUAAAUUAAAGGAAAAUCGACUUUAAGUACAGGAGAAUAAACUUAAAUUGUAUCAAUAGCUGAAGAUGGGUAUUAUAUAGUACAUGUUUUUAAAUAGUACGAAUUUAGAAAUUUAAAUAUAAAUACAUUGUAUGACGACACAUUUGUUGAGACUCCUAAUGGCACAUCUGGGACAACGGCGAGUGUACGAAAUUUGAACUCAAUCGUAUGUUCGAAUAAAGUCUUAAAUUGAUUAUCAACUCGAAUUGACAACGAAUUAGUUUUAAAGUGCUCGAGGUUUAGCGAUUGAAUUGAAUCAAUCCAAUUCUUUUUCACGAGUUGCACCAACUGAUUUAUUGUACGGUCUGGAAAAAGAUGCCUAUUUAUUAUGUCCUUACCAUGGAGGGUAAAGGUAGUAGAGGGUAGAGAGUGAGGAGUAGUAUCUCAGUGUAUUAAAAGGUGUCUGUUGAAAGGGAGCCAAUUAAAAUGGCGCCAUCGUAUCGAGUGAAAGAUAAAAAAACACAGUGCCAUCAACUAUCACACUUCACUAUGUGUCUCCGACAUGCAUAUAUAGAUAAUAAACACCCAGACAAAGAGCAAACAAAAUUGUUCAUCACACGAAUGUUUGUCCGAUGUGGGAAUCGAACCCAGGACCCUCGGCGCAAGUCAGGAGCGUUACUACUGCACCGCCGAGUCAGUUGUACCAGUAUUGGUUUUGGCUUCUCUUUGAAUGGUUCGAGUGACGACAGUAUUAACGAUUUCGGAGUGUUUUAACUAAAACAAUUUGCGGAUAUCGGCUUAGUCAAUUUUUAGGCGAAUUUAUAAAAGUUACCUUACUAAACUGUAUACUGACAAUAAUGUAAUUAUUUCAACGCAGUGAUAAAACUAAUGUAAAUACAACGAUUUAUAAAUUAUUAAUAAAUUUCUAUUAUUUUUUUGUUAAAA